AUUCAGUGGCCUUGAAGAGGACUUCUGCUUUUUCCUCCGCAUUUUUAUAUUCACUGCUGUUUUUGCACUUCCGCUCACUACUGAUCUCACUCCAGCUAGAGAGAUGGCGUCAUCCGGUCUAGUCUGCGAAACUGAUGCAUGGAAGGAUUUAAAGGCCCAUGUUGAAGACAUUAAAAAGACUCAUCUGCGUGAAUUGAUGAGCGAUGCGAAGAGAUGCCAGUCCAUGAUGGUUGAGUUUGAUGGGUUAUUGUUGGAUUACUCAAGGCAAUGUGCCACUGUCGAUACAUUCAAUAAGCUCAACAAAUUAGCCGAGGCAGCUCAUCUGAAAGAAAAGAUUAACCUGAUGUUCAGUGGAGAGCGUAUAAACAGCACAGAAAAUAGAUCUGUCCUUCACGUAGCUCUUCGUGCUCCAAGGGGUUCAGUUAUAAACAGUGACGGGAAGAAUGUGGUACCUGAUGUUUGGCAAGUUCUUGAUAAGAUUAAGGAUUUCUCUGACAGGGUCCGCAGUGAUGCCUGGGUUGGAGCCACUGGGAAGCCAUUAACAAAUGUUAUUGCAAUUGGGAUUGGAGGAAGCUUUCUAGGCCCUCUUUUUGUUCAUACAGCACUUCAAACAGACCCAGAAGCUGCUCAAUUGGCUAGUGGUCGGAAACUGCAUUUUCUUGCAAAUGUCGAUCCAAUUGAUGUUGCAAGAAACAUUACAGGGCUGAAUCCUGAAACUACAUUAGCUGUCGUGGUAUCAAAAACUUUCACCACAGCAGAGACUAUGCUCAAUGCUCGGACUAUAAGGGAGUGGAUCUCAGCUGCCUUGGGACCUGAAGCGGUUGCAAAACACAUGGUUGCUGUCAGCACUAACCUAACUCUUGUAGAAAAGUUUGGCAUCGAUCCAAAUAAUGCUUUUGCUUUCUGGGACUGGGUGGGAGGACGCUACAGCGUUUGCAGCGCGGUUGGAGUAUUGCCUCUUUCUCUGCAAUAUGGUUUUGCAGUCGUUGAAAAGUUCCUCCAAGGAGCUUCAAGUAUUGAUCAACAUUUCCAUUCAGCACCUUUUGAGAAAAACUUACCUGUGCUACUGGGCUUGCUGAGUGUUUGGAAUGUGUCGUUUCUUGGCUAUCCUGCUAGAGCCAUAUUACCUUACUCUCAAGCACUGGAAAAACUUGCACCACAUAUUCAGCAGGUUAGCAUGGAGAGUAAUGGGAAAGGUGUGUCAAUUGAUGGUGUUCCCCUUCCCUAUGAGGCAGGUGAGAUUGAUUUUGGUGAACCAGGAACAAAUGGACAACACAGCUUUUACCAACUAAUUCACCAGGGUCGUGUUAUUCCGUGUGAUUUUAUUGGGGUGGUGAAGAGUCAGCAACCUGUUUACCUGAAAGGUGAAUUGGUCAGCAACCACGACGAGCUCAUGUCAAACUUCUUUGCCCAGCCAGAUGCGCUUGCUUAUGGAAAGACUCCCGAACAGCUGUUGAAAGAGAAUGUUCCUAGUAAUCUUAUUACACACAAGACUUUCUCUGGCAAUCGGCCCUCUCUCAGUCUUCUGCUUCCUUCAUUAAAUGCUUACAACAUUGGACAGUUGUUGGCAAUUUAUGAGCAUAGAGUUGCUGUAGAAGGAUUUGUGUGGGGUAUCAAUUCCUUUGACCAAUGGGGCGUAGAAUUAGGAAAGUCUCUGGCUACUCAAGUAAGAAAGCAGCUUCAUGCAUCUCGUAAGAACUCCGAACCUAUUGAGGGCUUCAAUUUCAGUACUGCAACACUCCUGACGCGAUACCUAGAGGCGAGCAAGGACAUUCUAAAGGAGGACUCCACAGUUUUGCCAAAGUUGUAAGCAUCAACCGGACUGAAAAACGAUCCGGUUAACCACAGGUUGAUUUCGUUUCCCUGCAAUGGAACAGCAUAAAGAGUUAGCUUUGCUGCUAUGACUGCUUAACUUGCAAUUUUCCAAAGUUAGGUGAAUACAUAUAACUGCCUACAACUGUACCUGUGCAGUUUCCCUUUGUAUUUAUCUUGUACUUGCAACAUGGUGUACAAGACAAAUCUUAUUAAACGAUCGAAAUAAAAAGGGAUCUUAAGAACUUA
This is a messenger RNA of Salvia hispanica, 2061 nucleotides long. Its product is annotated as glucose-6-phosphate isomerase, cytosolic. The record is from RefSeq and is a predicted model, not a curated record. Lineage: Eukaryota; Viridiplantae; Streptophyta; Magnoliopsida; Lamiales; Lamiaceae. Gene Ontology annotation, molecular function: glucose-6-phosphate isomerase activity; carbohydrate derivative binding; monosaccharide binding. Gene Ontology annotation, cellular component: cytosol. Gene Ontology annotation, biological process: glycolytic process; glucose 6-phosphate metabolic process; gluconeogenesis.